AAACUGAAAGACGGUUUGAUGGGUUGAGGUGGAUGGGGCUGAUUACCAAGUAGUACAUAGUACUUAGGAUGACAUUUGACGUCUGUGAUGGGGACUGGAGACGGAGGAUUAGUGGGUGAGGGCGAGGGGAUAUAAAGGGGGCUUCGAUUAUCGUUGGAAUCAAUUAUUCUUUUUUGUUGCUCUUCAUUGAUUGACAUUGACAUCUUCACAACCCACGAUUCCACCAACUCACUACCUCACAAACACAAAAGCACCUUCAAACCCCAAAAAAUGUCCCAAACAAUCUACCUAAUCACAGGAGCUAACCGAGGUAAGUAUCCCUCAUUCUCCUUCCCUCAACAACUCUAACGACCCAAGGCAUCGGACGAGGAAUGACAGAAUCUCUCCUCCAACGCCCCAAUACCACAAUCCUAGCCGGAGUCCGCUUCCCAAGUCACCCAACAUCCCAAUCCCUCCUCACCCUCCCAGCCAGCACAACCAGCACCCUCCACCUCCUCGCGCUGGACGUAACCUCAACCUCAACCCUUUCCUCGUCCCUCGCCACCCUCCCCAGUCUAGGAAUAACCCACAUCGAUAUCCUGAUUUCCAACGCGGGGAUAUCAAACUACUACGGCGCCGCGACCAUCACGCCUCUGGAGGAGGUGCGCGAGCACUUCGAGGUCAACGCUAUUUGCACGCUUGCGCUCUUCCAAGCGAGUUGGGGACUACUGAAGGAGAGUGGGAACGAGAGAGGUCCGGUGGUAAUGGUGACGAGUACGGGGGUGGCGAGUAUUGGGGAUAUGGAGAAGAUGACGUGGGAGAGUACGGCGUAUGGGAUGAGUAAGGUGGCGGUGAAUUAUGCGGUGAGGGAGAUGAAUUUUGAGAAUAAGGAGAUUGUUGCUUUUGUUAUCGGUCCUGGGUUGGUUUCCCCCUUUUUUCUUUGAUGUUUUGUUGAUCUCGCUUCGAUGCUCGCUUGAGCGUACUCUUGGGAUUUUUGGGGGGAAGGAUGUGGAAGGGCGUAAGUGCUGAUUUUUUAACGCAGGUGGGUACAGACCGAGAUGGGGAAUCUGGGGGCAGCGUCGAUGGGGAUGGAGGAAGCGCCUGUUAGUGUGCAGCAGAGUGUUGAGGGGGUAUUGAAGAAGGUUCGUAGGAGCUCCACAGCCCUUCAUUUCUUUCUCACUCCCUUCCUUUUCUCUUCCUUCCGAAGCCUUUCUUACUGAUAUGGGGAUUAUAGCUUGAUAACUCUACGAGAGAGAAUACCGGCAGCAGGUUCUUGUCGUUUGAUGAUGAGAUAUAUUCUUUGUAGAUUCGCUUAAUUUUCUUGUUCCUUGGUUGGAAUCAGUACGCGAGCUGCGAGAGACGAGCUGUUGAUUCUUAAUAGG
Messenger RNA from Hymenoscyphus albidus, 1361 nucleotides. The record is from the annotation of a GenBank genome assembly. NCBI's taxonomy places the organism in Eukaryota, Fungi, Ascomycota, Leotiomycetes, Helotiales, Helotiaceae.